AUGGCCGAGUGUGCCGCCGUUCCGCUCGGUGUUCGCGCUCAGUCUCACUCCGUGGCUCGACGACUGAAUCUGGCUAGCUCUCUGUCGGUCAAGCGUACCAGGGUUCUUCCAUCGUCUAAAUCUUUCGGUGUGUCUUUCACAGCUUUCUCAAGGCCCGAGGUCGUCAAGACCGAGUCCGCCUCUCGGCUGAAAAUUGUCGCACAAGCCCAGGCAGGUGCUGGCGCUGGUUCCUCUCCGGAGCCCAAGGCAGUGUCAACGACUGAGGCAGAGGACGCGGCUUUCAAGCUUAAGAUUGGUGGAUAUUUUGCACUGUGGUGGACGCUGAACGUUGUUUUCAACAUCUACAACAAGAAAGUGCUCAACGCCUUCCCCUUUCCAUGGCUAUGCUCUACUCUCGCCCUUGCUGCUGGAGUCACGAUCAUGUUGCUCUCCUGGGCGACGCGUCUGGUGGAAUUCCCCGACACAGAUAUGGACUUCUGGAAGACAUUGUUCCCUGUCACUCUUACCGAGCUAAACUUCAACAUGGGAGGCUUUAUGGGUGCCAUGAUCUCAAAUCUGGCAUUCGUUUUCCGGAACAUUUUUUCGAAGAAGGGAAUGAGCUCUGGCAAGAAGGUUGGAGGUCUCAACUACUACGCCUGCCUGUCAAUCAUGUCUCUCAUCAUCCUCAUUCCGUUCGCCAUCUGGCAAGAGGGCUUUCCGAUGUGGACUGCCGGGUGGCAGACUUCUAUCGCGGAGGUUGGGCCAAGAAUUGGGUGGUGGAUUGCGGCUCAGAGCGUUUUCUAUCACCUGUACAAUCAAGUGUCCUACAUGUCGCUGGAUCAGAUCUCACCGUUGACAUUCAGCAUUGGAAACACGAUGAAGCGUGUGUCGGUCAUUGUAGCUUCCAUCAUCAUCUUCAGAACUCCAGUCCGAUUGAUCAAUGGCGUUGGAGCGGCAAUUGCCAUUCUCGGAACGUUCCUGUACUCUCAGGCGAUUGAGGCCCAGAAGAAGGCAGCAAAGGCCAAGGCCGCACCUGCAUCUUAG
This is a messenger RNA of Closterium sp. NIES-65, 1023 nucleotides long. The record is from the annotation of a GenBank genome assembly. Lineage: Eukaryota; Viridiplantae; Streptophyta; Zygnematophyceae; Desmidiales; Closteriaceae.